Messenger RNA from Rhododendron vialii, 2753 nucleotides. Its product is annotated as ABC transporter F family member 5. The record is from RefSeq and is a predicted model, not a curated record. The transcript is spliced from 9 exons. Bases 427 to 2583 code for a protein of 718 amino acids. NCBI's taxonomy places the organism in Eukaryota, Viridiplantae, Streptophyta, Magnoliopsida, Ericales, Ericaceae. Gene Ontology annotation, molecular function: ATP hydrolysis activity; ATP binding.
AAAAUAAUUGAUUCAGGCAAUUCCAAAACACGGACUGGAGAAGAAUUCAUUUUCAUUUUCAUUUUCAUUUUCAUUUUAUAUCAACAUUCUUCCUGUAAAAUUGAUUUUUCUGUGUCUUUUUUUUUCUUCUACUUCCAAUUUUUGGCUUGACUAAAAAUUGCUAAAAAUAGUUUACCCGGGAUUUCUUCAUCUUCCAUGGACUGAUAGAGUGCACUGGUGCGGAUAGGGUGAGAGAGGGAGAGAGAGAGAGAGAGAGAGAGAGAGAGAGAGAGAGAGAGAGAGUGUGUGUUUUCUCUUCCACUCUGUUCUCUCGGCUACCCGCACAGAGAAAAUCUCAGAGUUUCUUUCCCGUUCUCAAAAUUAACCCCCUUUUCUUUUCAUCGCUAAAAAAAUUCUCAAUUUCAGUUACUUUCCCGCCAUCCAAACAUGGACUUCGCAACAAAACUCCAAUUCAUCGACCUCCGCUCAACCUUCCUCACCGGUUCAUCCUCCCGUUUAGACGUUCAGAAACCUAAUCUCCGACCACUUUUCAGCCCAAUUUCUUCCGCAGGUCGGUCAUAUCAUCAUUCUAUCAAAUACAGAACGAAUUUCCUUAACCCUAGAAAACCAAUAAAAAACCCUACUAGGGUUUCAGCUAAAUUGUCAGAGGCGACCGCCGAAACACCGGUUGCAAAGACUGGUGUCGAGGAGGACGAUAUCGAAUCUCUGUUUUCGGAUUAUUCGACUGAUGAAAUCAACUAUAAGCGUGCAAAUAACAAGAAAUCGAAUACCGGGGCAUCGAGUGUAUCAUCGGGUGUUAGGUUAGAGAAUGUGAGUAAGAGCUACAAGGGUGUGACUCUGUUGAAAGACGUGACUUGGGAAGUGAAGAAAGGCGAAAAAGUGGGUUUGGUGGGGGUAAAUGGUGCGGGGAAGACAACCCAGUUGAGAAUUAUUGCUGGGUUAGAAGUACCCGAUUCUGGUAAUGUUAUAAAGGCCAAACACAAUAUGAAAAUCGCGUUUUUGAGUCAAGAAUUCGAGGUUUCAUUGAGUAGGACGGUGAAGGAGGAGUUGUUAAGUGCUUUUGAAGAGCAGAUGGAGGUGGCAAAGAGGUUGGAGAAGGUGCAGAAGGCGAUUGAGGGGUCAGUGGACGAUUUGGAGUUGAUGGGGAGGCUUUUGGAUGAGUUUGAUUUGCUUCAGAGGAGAGCACAGUCUGUGGAUUUGGAUCAGGUGGAUGUCAAGAUUAGUAAGUUGAUGCCUGAACUUGGGUUUGCUCCGGAGGAUUCAGAUAGGUUAGUGGCUUCGUUUAGUGGUGGGUGGCAGAUGAGGAUGUCACUUGGGAAGAUUCUACUUCAGGACCCAGAUUUAUUACUAUUGGAUGAGCCCACUAAUCAUCUCGAUCUUGACACAAUUGAGUGGCUGGAAGGAUAUCUUAAUAAGCAAGAUGUGCCUAUGGUCAUCAUAUCCCAUGACAGGGCUUUCCUUGACCAGCUUUGUACAAAAAUUGUGGAAACAGACAUGGGUGUAUCGAGGACAUACAUGGGCAAUUAUUCUGACUAUGUUGCUGCAAAGGCAGCCUGGAUUGAAGCUCAGUUUGCAGCGUGGGAGAAGCAGCAAAAGGAAAUCGAGCAUACAAGGGACUUGAUAAGCAGAUUAAGUGCAGGAGUAAAUGCUGGCCGUGCAUCUUCUGCUGAAAAGAAACUUGAUAAGCUUCAGGAAGGUGAACAAGUUGACAAGCCUUUUAUACGGAAACAAAUGAAAAUAAGAUUCCCUGAGCGUGGAAGAAGCGGGAGAUCUGUUGUAACACUCAAGAAUCUGGAAUUUGGAUUUGGGGAUGAGGUUUUGUUUAAGAAGGCGAAUGUGACGAUUGAAAGGGGCGAGAAAAUUGCCAUUAUCGGCCCAAAUGGGUGCGGAAAGAGUACUUUGCUUAAACUUAUUAUGGGUUUAGAGAAUCCCAGAGGAGGCGAAGUUCUGCUUGGGGAACACAAUGUUCUUCCAAAUUAUUUUGAGCAGAAUCAGGCUGAGGCACUUGAUUUGGAUAAAACAGUGCUCGAGACUGUGGCAGAAGUUGCGGAAGAUUGGCGCAUGGAUGAUGUAAAAGGGCUCCUUGGGCGUUGCAAUUUCAAAGCUGAUAUGCUUGAUAGGAAGGUAUCCUUCUUGAGCGGUGGCGAGAAGGCACGUCUCGCCUUUUGCAAGUUCAUGGUAAAACCAUCAACCUUGCUAGUUUUGGAUGAGCCGACCAACCACUUGGAUAUACCGUCAAAAGAGAUGCUUGAGGAGGCGAUAUCCGAGUAUGAGGGCACUGUCAUUACUGUUUCUCAUGAUCGAUACUUCAUAAAGCAAAUAGUUAAUCGGGUAUUGGAAGUCAAGGAUGGCACUUUACAAGACUAUGAGGGCGAUUACAAUUACUAUUUGGAGAAGAACAUUGAAGCAAGACAAAAAGCGCUUGAACGGGAGGCUGAUCUCGAGGAAAAAUCUCCUAAAGCAAAAGCCAAGUCGAAAAUGUCGAAGGCUGAAAGGGAAGUGCGUAAGAAGCAGAAAUCACAGGCAUUUCAGAAUGCAAAAGCAAAAUCGAAAGGGUCGAAGAAUUCUAAAAGAUGGAAUUGAGCUAUACUUUAGUUGGAAAAAAUCUGUAUCUUUUAGAUGGUCUUACUUUGUCAAAAACCUUGACCAUGUGUAUAUAACGGUGAAUAUAAUUAGUUUACUUGGUUACUUUGAAGUUUGAAUUGAAUCCAGAUGUGACCCAAAUUUUUGAUAAAGGGUUCAUGUUAACGAUA